AUGGAGAAAGCCUUCGCCGAAGCAAUCGAAACGGCUGUCACCACGGCUGUCGAAAAAGCCAUUCCUGCCGCCAUCAGCAAAGCUUUCAAAGAAGAAGUGAAGAAACAAGUCGAAGCAGAGAUCGAAGAAGCCAUGAACAAGAAAAUUACCAGAGCCUCCAAGAAAGCAGAACUCAAGACCGAAAUCCACGCGACAUGGGCUUUAAUUUCAGAUCGUAACUGCGUCAUCGAAUACAUGCCCAAUUCAAUCCUCGUUGGUUGGCUUCGGGGAAAGAACGAGAUGGAUCUUGCCAGUGUUAGAUGCUAUGAAUCACAACUUCGUGCGAUGGUCAAGGAGGAUCAAAAGGAAGAAGCAAAGAAGAAGACAAACGAGGAACAACAGGACCGUAUCUAG
This is a messenger RNA of Aureobasidium melanogenum CBS 110374, 393 nucleotides long. RefSeq lists its product as uncharacterized. The coding region runs from base 1 to 393 and encodes 130 amino acids. Lineage: Eukaryota; Fungi; Ascomycota; Dothideomycetes; Dothideales; Saccotheciaceae. The record is from RefSeq and is a predicted model, not a curated record. The transcript has 2 exons.